This is a messenger RNA of Exserohilum turcica Et28A, 996 nucleotides long. RefSeq lists its product as uncharacterized. The record is from RefSeq and is a predicted model, not a curated record. Bases 1 to 996 code for a protein of 331 amino acids. Lineage: Eukaryota; Fungi; Ascomycota; Dothideomycetes; Pleosporales; Pleosporaceae. The transcript has a single exon.
AUGUCAGCAGGCCCUCCACCCGGCCACGCCUGGCACCCCAACGUAGGCAACAACCCGAACAUAAACCGCGAACCGCCGCCGCCUCCCCUCGACGGCGCUGCGCCCUUUGCUCCAGCUCCAGCCCCAGCCCCAGCCCAAGUCGUCGUCGAGCACCAGCACCACAACCCCGUGUACGCACCCCCGCUUCCCAUUGGCAUCGCGCCGCCCCUCGGUAUACCCAUAGGUGCGUUUCCACCCAUCUUCAUGGACCCAUUUGUGGGUUUCGCACCACACCCACUACCGGGCGCCGCGCCCCUCGCUCCCAUCCGCAGCGGAAACUUCCUGCCAAAUGCUCAGUACGGCAUAGGCUUUGGUCUGCACGCAGCCGGGGUCCCGAUUCCGCCGCCGCCGCCAGGUAGUACGCUCGCGCCUUUUGCGGCUGCGGCGCCGCUCUGGACCAUGGGUGGUGGCGGGCUGGCGUUUGGAAAUGUGCCUGUGGCAGGAGUGCCGCCUGUGGUGCCCAUGGUGCCCAUGGGCGGAGGAAUAAUGGGAGGAGCGACACAGCACGCGCGUGCCGCGCCGCUCUUCCACGACGCGAAUAACGGACACGCGGCACAGCCCGCGCAGACUGAUGUGUCGCAGAUUGCGGGCGGGAUCCCCGCGGGCGUCAUGCUAGUUGAGUCGGCGGAACACACCAUCUUCAUGCGCAUCACGGGCAACAUUUGUCCGUGGCUCUCGCCAGGCGCCCAGCUCCCUGUGGAGCAGCUCGCGGCUGCCAGCACCACGGGGCUCAACCGCUUGAUCCAGAUAUGCAAUGAGGGUGUGCCUGUCGAGGAGCUCGAGGGCACCGCCGUGACGGAAUGUAUUGAGUUGGGGAAUGGGCUGUGGGAAAAGGGCCAGACGUUUAGGUAUAAUGAUGCGGUGUCCAAGGUGCUGACGAUGAAGGAUGCUGGCUGGGAUAAUACGAGGAAUCGGGCUGGGGGCAAUUCGCUGCAUCUUUGGGGACAUAGGGUGUAG